GUGUUGGGUUCUGAAAGGUUCUGGUGAAACUGGACGUGUCUGCUGUUGUCUGAUAGUCAAAUGAGGAGAGUUUGCAGCUCAUUCACAUGCAAACAUCAUCUGGAAACCUUAGUGAGGUGAUUUCUGCUCAGUUUCACAACAACAUGUAACAUUUUAUUAUUCUGACAGGAGCCAUGAGGCGGAUUCAGCUGCUGCCCCUGAGUGUGAAGAGGCAGCAGCUCCUGUUUCCAGCAGAUCUGGCCACGAUGAAGACAUUUUUCCCUCUUUGGCUCCAGUAGCCUUGGAGCUGCCGGGCUGAGGAGGAGGAGGAGGAGGAGGAGGAGGAGGAGGACCGGGCGGGCAGCAGGUGACGCGCAAAGAGGCGCAGCAGCUCCUCUUGGCUCAGAUAAAGUCCUGGUUCUCGUAUUUCCAGCCGAGCAGCAGAUCUCCUGUUUCCCCCUCAUGGCUCAGCGCUGCUCCUCUCCCGUCCUCCCUCUCGCGCUCCUCCUGUUCGGACUUGUUGCCAUCCUGCUCCUCACGGUUCCGACGGAGGACGUCCAGGAGGCGCCGCGCUUCAUGUAUGGGAUCAUCAUGGACGCCGGAUCUUCUCACACAUCCUUGUUUAUUUACAAGUGGCCGGCGGACAAGCAGAACGGCACAGGUGUGGUGACGCAGCACGGAGAGUGUCACGUGGACGGUAAAGGGAUUUCCAGCUAUGCGGGCCAAACAGGCGCAGCGGGGCGGAGUUUGGAGGCGUGUCUGGACCAGGCGGUCAGAGAUAUUCCUGCAGACAGACACCAGAGCACACCUGUGUACCUGGGAGCCACGGCAGGCAUGAGGCUCCUGCAGAGAUCCAYUUCAAAGCAGUCAAAUCAGAUUCUGAAGGAAGUGGGCCUGAAAAUCCAGUCGUACCCUUUUAACUACCGUGGAGCUGCCAUUUUGAGUGGGCAGGAGGAGGGAGUGUACGGUUGGGUCACCGUCAACUAUCUCUUAGAGAACUUUAUCAAGUACAGUUUUGUGGGYCACUGGUUCAGCCCCGGCAGACCGACGGUGGGAGCGCUGGAUUUCGGCGGGGCGUCCACACAGAUAACCUUCGCCACCCAGCUGCCCGUUGAGGUCAAAGAAGACCUGAAGACGCAUUUUCAGCGUUUUUCUACAUCCACGCCUUCCUGCAGCAGGUUACAGGGUUCACUGUUAGCACUCCACAGCAGCUGGAGGAAGCAGCCAAAACAGCCUGCGGCAUGAAAUUCACUCAGAUUUUGCGUCGAGCUCCGGGGGAGGAGUCUCAUUUGCGUGAAUACUGCGCUUCCUCCGUGUUCCUCAAAACGCUUCUUUUAAGAGGAUAUGGCUUCGAUGACGCYUCGUUCRCYCGCAUUUCUUUCCAGAAGCAGGCCGGAGAGGCCUCGGUGGGCUGGGCUCUGGGCUACAUGCUGACUCUGAGUAACCUGCUGCCCGCGGAGAGCGCUGGGAUCAGGAAGUCCCUGUCCACGGGAGCGUGGGGGACGCUCGUUUUCCUCUUUGUUGUGUUCCUCGUGGUCGUCCUGGCCUUCGUUUUCUUUAGAACUCGAGACUGGAAGAAAGGACGGGAAGAGAGCYCCAURUAGAAACCGGAACAAUGCCCGGCGCUGCGAGAAAACUUUAYGGACAGCUUUUAUUUAAAAUUAAACCUGCGGCUGAAGAUCUGAUUUUGAGGAUUGUUGCUACCCCGAAAAGAUUAACUACUGACAGACAUUUAGUUUCUUUAUUAUUGUUAUAGAUGUGUAGAAUAACUCAGUUUAUCUUUGACUGCGAGGCAACUAGAAUGUUUUUCAAUUAAAGUUGAUUAAACCAAAACUCUCAUGUUACAGUUACCAGCUGAAGGUAGUUUUUUUUUUGUCUGACAAAAUCACAUUAAUUUUAUGUUUGUGUUGUGUAAUUUUGACGAUAUUGCACAGCCUUUUUUAGUACAGAAGGGGCUUUAAUAUCUAUGAUACAAACUUUAAUAUCUAA
Molecule: messenger RNA, 1968 nt
Organism: Austrofundulus limnaeus
Lineage: Eukaryota; Metazoa; Chordata; Actinopteri; Cyprinodontiformes; Rivulidae
Product: ectonucleoside triphosphate diphosphohydrolase 2
Biological process (GO): nucleoside diphosphate catabolic process
Cellular component (GO): plasma membrane
Molecular function (GO): UDP phosphatase activity; ribonucleoside triphosphate phosphatase activity; GDP phosphatase activity
Source: RefSeq, a predicted model, not a curated record